GCUGUGCGCACAUAUCGCUCUGUCAGCGGUGCUUCUCUCAGUCUACAGCUCCAGGCUCUGCCACUACAGCUAUGGCUGAAGGGGGAGAAGGGGAAGAUGAAAUCCAGUUCUUGCGAACUGAUGAUGAAGUGGUGCUCCAGUGUGUUGCUACUAUUCAGAAGGAGAAUCGUAAAUUCUGCUUGUCUGCAGAGGGACUUGGAAAUCGACUGUGUUACCUCGAGCCCACUUCAGAAGCCAAGUAUGUUCCUCCUGACCUGUGCAUCUGUAACUUUGUACUGGAGCAGUCUCUCUCUGUGCGAGCUCUGCAGGAGAUGCUGGCCAACACAGACCAAAAUGGGGAAGGUACUCCUGAUCAUGAGCGAUGGGCGGGACAGGGGGGUGGACAUCGGACACUGCUGUAUGGUCACGCCAUCCUACUAAGGCAUUCAUUCAGUGGAAUGUAUCUAGCCUGUCUAAAGACAUCAAGGUCUCUGACAGACAAGCUGUCAUUUGAUGUAGGAUUACAGGAGGAUUCGACAGGCGAAGCCUGUUGGUGGACCAUUCAUCCAGCCUCCAAACAAAGGUCUGAGGGUGAAAAGGUUCGCAUUGGUGAUGAUCUCAUUUUGGUCAGUGUGUCCUCAGAGAGAUUCCUGCAUCUAUCAAUCUCCAAUGGAAACAUACAAGUGGAUGCGUCUUUCAUGCAAACACUGUGGAAUGUGCAGCCUACCUGCUCUGGCAGCAAUGUGGCAGUGGGAUAUGUACUGGGGGGACAUGUGAUGCGCCUGUUCCAUGGACAUGAUGAGCUCCUUACUAUACCAGGAGCGGACCAGUCUGCCGAGCAGCAGUGGCUGGUGAACUAUGAGACUGGGAAAACAGGUUCCAGGGCCAGGUCCCUGUGGAGAUUAGAGCCACUUCGGAUUAGCUGGAGUGGGAGCCAUAUUCGGUGGGGUCAACCUUUCCGCCUGCGCCAUCUCUCCACUGGUCACUACCUGGGUCAGACAGAGGACCGUGGCCUGGUACUGCUGGAAAGAGAGAAGUCUGACACUACUGCCACAUCAUUCUGCUUCAGGCCAAGCAAGGAGAAAGUGGACUCUGGCUCAAAGCGAGACGUUGAAGGCAUGGGGGUGGCAGAGAUCAAGUACGGUGAUUCGGUCUGCUUCAUCAUGCAUGUGGCGUCAGGACUGUGGCUGUCCUAUAUGGCACCAGAUGCAAAAUCCUCCCGCCUUGGACCACUCAAGAGAAGAGCUUUCCUGUAUCCAGAGGGCCACAUGGAUGAUGGGCUGAUUCUGCAGCUCUGCCAGCAUGAAGAGUCCAGAGCGGCUCGCAUCAUCCGCAACACCACUCUUCUCUUCACCCAGUUCAUCGGAGGGCUGGAUGAACUGAAAGGUGAGAAAGCAUCAGGGGUGAAUCUGCCAGUGGGAGAAGUACUACAAACUCUGAACGACCUCAUCACCUACUUCCAACAACCUGACUCAGAGUUGGAGCACGAGGAGAAGCAGAGGCAGUUGCGUUCGCUUAUCAAACGCCAGGACCUUUUCAAAGAGGAGGGAAUGCUUACACUGGUCUCUAUCUGCAUCGACCGACUCAACAUGUACAACAGUGCUGCUGAGUUUGAGGAGUUUGCAGGAGAGGAAGCAGGAGAGGCCUGGAAGGACGUCCUCAAUCUCCUCUAUGAGCUGCUUGCUGCCCUGAUCCGAGGAAACAGACCCAACUGUACGCAGUUCUCACGCAAACUGGACUGGCUGAUAAGCAAGCUGGAGCGGCUGGAGUCCUCCUCAGGUAUUCUGGAGGCUCUGCACUGCAUCCUAACAGAGAGUCCAGAGGCUCUUAACAUAAUCCAGAGAGACCACAUUAGAUCCAUCAUUUCCCUUCUCUAUAAACAUGGACGCAACCACAAGAUCCUGGACAUUCUCUGCUCUCUUUGUGUCUGCAAUGGAGUGGCAGUCCGAGCCAAUCAGAACAUCAUCUGUGACUACCUACUUCCCAGACGAGACCUGCUGCUGCAAACACGAUUGGUCAAUGAUGUGCAAAGCAUGAGACCCAACAUCUUCCUAGGCAUAAGUGAAGGAUCAGCUCAGUAUAAGAAGUGGUACUAUGAGCUGAUGAUUGAUCAGGUGGAUCAUUUUGUCACAAGUGAAUCCACUCAUCUUCGUGUAGGCUGGGCCAGCACUAAAGGCUAUGCCCCCUACCCUGGUGGUGGAGAGGGCUGGGGGGGCAACGGUGUUGGUGAUGAUCUCUACUCCUAUGCCUUUGAUGGACUUCAUCUGUGGUCAGGGCGAAUCCAACGGGCCGUGGCCUCCAUUAACCAGCACUUGCUGACCUCGGAUGAUGUGGUGAGCUGCUGCCUGGACCUCGGUGCGCCCAGCAUGUCCUUCCGCAUUAACGGCCAGCCUGUGCAGGGAAUGUUCGAGGACUUCAACACGGACGGUUUCUUCUUCCCUGUUGUCAGCUUCUCAGCAGGGGUCAAGGUUCGUUUCUUGUUGGGUGGUCGCCAUGGUGAAUUCAAGUUUCUACCCCCUGCUGGCUAUGCACCUUGUUAUGAAGCCCUUCUCCCCAAAGAAAAGAUGCGGGUGGAGCCUGUGAAGGAGUAUAAGAGGGAUAUGGAGGGAGUGAGGUACUUGCUGGGAACCACUCAAUUCCUUUCUCAAGCAUCCUUCAUUCCUGUUCCUGUCAAUACCAGCCAGACUGUUCUGCCUCCACACCUUGAAAAUGUACGCAAUAAGCUAGCUGAGAACAUCCAUGAACUCUGGGGUAUGAACAAAAUCGAGCUUGGCUGGACCUAUGGCAAGGUACGCGAUGACAACAAGAGGCAGCAUCCUUGCCUGGUUGACUUCUCCAAGCUGCCUGAAACUGAAAAAAAUUAUAACCUGCAAAUGUCAACAGAAACUUUAAAGACCUUACUGGCUUUGGGAUGUCAUGUUGUACAAAUCAAUGUCAAUGCUGAAGAUGACCUGAAGAAGAUCAAACUUCCCAAAGACUAUGUGAUGUCAAAUGGUUAUAAGCCUGCACCACUAGAACUUUCUGAUGUGAAACUGACACCUGGUCAGGAAUUUCUGGUUGAUAAACUAGCUGAAAACGCUCAUAAUGUUUGGGCCAAAGAUCGCAUUAAGCAAGGAUGGACCUAUGGUAUUCAGCAGGAUUUAAAGAGUAGACGCAAUCCUCGUCUGGUGCCAUAUUCAUUGUUAGAUGAACGCACAAAGAAGUCUAACAGAGACAGCCUUCGAGAGGCCAUCAGAACACUAAUUGGUUACGGAUACAACAUUGAGCCUCCAGAUCAAGAGGUGGCCCAUGUGAUGGAGAAGCAUGGUGUUGAAAAUGUUCGUUUCUUCCGUGUGGAGAAAUGCUAUGCAGUGCAAUCAGGGAAAUGGUAUUUUGAGUUUGAGGCUGUUACUGGAGGAGAAAUGUGCGUAGGCUGGGCUCGGCCCAGCUGUAGACCUGAUGUUGAAUUGGGCAUAGAUGACAAAGCCUAUGUUUUUGAUGGCUACCGUGGUCGACGGGUACACAUGGGCAGCCACUUCUUUGGGAGAACAUGGAACAAGGGUGACGUGGUGGGAUGCAUGAUUAACAUGGAAGAUAAGUCCAUGAUCUUUACUCUCAAUGGAGAGAUUAUCAUCACCAACAAGGGUUCUGAGCUCUGCUUCACUGACUUUGAGACUGAAGAUGGCUUCAUCCCAGUUUGCAGUCUUGGGCUCUCGCAGAUUGGCCGUAUGAACCUGGGCAAAGACGCCAGCACCUUUAAAUACUACACCAUGUGUGGCCUUCAGGAGGGUUUUGAGCCUUUCGCUGUCAACAUGAAUCGAGAGAUCACUAUGUGGUUCAGCAAACGCCUUCCUACGUUUGUCAAUGUGCCUGUGGAACAUGAGCACAUUGAGGUGACCAGAAUUGAUGGGACUGUGGACUCACCACCAUGUCUGAAGGUGAGCCAUAAGACCUUUGGAACUCAAGCUAGCAACAACGACAUGAUCUACUGCCGCUUGAGCAUGCCUGUCGAGUUUUAUUCUAGUCCCCGGAAAAUCACUAAUAUGAACGAGGUGAGCAUUGAUGGACAAAAAUCUAAGAAGGAUGACAGCGGGAAGACUGACUAUAGCAGCAUUACAAAGUAUUUCUACUCAGUGAGAGUGUUUGCAGGUCAGGACCCUGCCUCGAUAUGGGUAGGCUGGGUAACACCAGACUACCACUACUACAGCAAGAAAUUUAACCUGAGCAAAGUCCGUACAGUUACUGUGACUCUAGGGGACGAGCGUGGCCGCGUUCAUGAGAGUGUGAGGAGGAGUAAUUGUUACAUGGUGUGUGCUGGUGAAAUUACAAGCAGCUCUUCUGGACGAAGCAAUGCUGACCUCAUAAUUGGAUGUCAUAUUGAUCUUGCCUCUGGCCUUGUUUCAUUCACUGCCAACAACAAAGAGCUGCCUAUUGCAUAUCAGGUUGAGCCCAACACAAAACUGUUCCCUGCUGUGUUUGUUCAGCCCACAAGCCCCAACCUGUUUCAGUUUGAAUUUCCAAAAAUCAAAGAUGCCAUGCCACUGUCUUCAGCCAUUUUUACAAGUCUUCGCAAUAACCCAGAGCCACAGUGUCCUCCACGGCUGGAUGUACAGACCAUUGUAGCUGUUCUGUGGAGCAGGAUGCCCAACAUUUUCCUCUCAGUGGAGACAGCACGGGUCAGCGAGAGGCAUGGCUGGGUGGUUCAGUGUCUGGAGCCCUUGCAGAUGAUGGCAGUGCACAUUCCUGAGGAAAACAGGUGCAUAGACGUCAUGGAACUCUCAGAGGACGAGGUCUUGCGACAGUUUCACUACCACACUCUGAAGCUCUACUGUGCUCUCUGUGCUCUGGGAAACACUCGUGUGGCCCAUGCUCUCUGUAGCCACCUAGACCAAUCACAGCUCCUUUACACCAUUGACAACCAAUACCUGACAGGACAGCUGCGCGAGGGCUUCUAUGAUGUUCUUAUCAGCAUCCACCUGGAGACAGCAAAAGAAGCAAAACUCAUGAUGAAGAAUGAGUUUAUCAUACCUAUCACAGAGGAGACACGUAGCAUCCGCCUCUUCUCUGAUGACUCCAAACGCCACACUUUGCCAGGCGUGGGACUGAGCACGUCACUGAGCCCUCGGUUUAACUUCACACCUCCAUGCUUCAUAACGACUAAGCGUGAGCACAUCUACAGUCCACAGAUUCCGCUAGGUAUUCUAAAGGAGAAGGCCAUCAGCAUGCUGACGGAGGCAGUGCAAGGUGGAGGUGCUCAUAUUCGUGACCCUGUAGGGGGCAGCGUAGAGUACCAAUUUGUGCCUAUACUCAAGCUGAUUGCGACUCUGUUGAUUAUGGGCUCUCUGAGUAGUGAGGAGGUGAGAAUCAUCCUCCUGCUUAUCGAACCCAAUGUUUUCGGAGAAAUCAAGGAGGAGGAGACACAACUUUUAGCUGUAGAGGAGCCAGCAGAAAAAGAAGAGGCAAGCAGCAAUGAGGAAAAAGCCGUGGAGGCUGGGGAGGAAGAAAGCAAAGAACAUAAGCAGCCACCUAAAGGCCUUUUGGAGAAGAGCCUGCCUGAGUCAGUUAAACACCAGAUGUGUGAACUCCUGCACUAUUUCUGUGAUUGUGAGCUGAAGCAGCGCAUCGAGUCUAUUGUGGCAUUCUCAGAUAUUUUCGUGGCCAAACUGCAGUUCAACCAGAAGUUCCGCUACAAUGAACUCAUGCAGGCCCUCAACAUGUCCGCUGCUGUUACUGCCAAGAAGACGAAGGAAUUCCGCUCACCUCCCCAAGAGCAGAUUAACAUGCUUCUGGACUUCAGUGCUGGAGAGGAUUGUCCCUGUCCUGAGGACAUUCAAGAAGAGCUUCAUGCCUUCCAUGAUGAUCUGAGACUCCACUGUGGUAUUCCCAUGGAAGAAGAAGAGGAGGAACCGGAUACAUCUAUAAAAGGCCGCCUGCUCUCCUUGUUAUAUAAAAUCAAAGGUCGCCCACAGAAAACUGAGGAACAACCAUCAGAGGAAGAGCAAGCAGCUCCAACAAACCUGAAGGAGCUGAUCUCUCAGACAAUGGUGAGCUGGGCCCAGGAAUGCAAAAUUCAGAACCCAAAGCUGGUACGAAGCAUGUUCAGCCUACUCCGAAGGCAAUAUGAUGGCAUUGGUGAGCUGCUGCGUGCCAUGAGAAAAAGCUAUACUAUCAGUGAGAAAUCUGUUCAGGAUGCCAUUAACCUACUGGCCUCACUGGGCCAGAUCCGCUCUCUGCUCAGCGUCAGAAUGGGUGAAGAGGAGGGUCAGCUCAUGAUCGAUGGCCUGGGGGAUAUAAUGAACAACAAAGUGUUUUAUCAGCAUCCAAAUCUGAUGCGGAUAAUGGGCAUGCAUGAGACAGUCAUGGAGGUCAUGGUCAACGUGCUAGGAGGAGACAAAUCUAAGGAGAUUGCUUUCCCCAAAAUGGUGGCCAGUUGCUGCCGUUUCCUUUGCUACUUCUGUCGCAUCAGCCGUGAGAAUCAGAAAGCCAUGUUUGAACACUUGAGCUACCUACUGGAGAAUAGCAGUGUGGGGCUGGCUUGCACUGCCAUGAGAGGCUCCACUCCUUUGGAUGUGGCCGCAUCCUCAGUGAUGGACAACAACAGCCUGGCACUGGCUUUAGAGGAACCAGACCUGGAAAAGGUGGUGAUGUACUUGGCUGGUUGUGGUCUACAGAGCUGCCCUAUGCUGGUAGCUAAGGGAUACCCUGACAUCGGCUGGAAUCCUAUAGAAGGGGAACGUUAUCUGUCUUUCCUCCGAUUUGCUGUGUUUGUUAAUGGUGAGAGUGUAGAGGAGAAUGCUAAUGUAGUGGUAAAGUUGUUGAUCAGGCGUCCUGAGUGUUUUGGCCCUGCACUGAGAGGAGAGGGGGGACAAGGUCUGUUGGCUGCCAUGCUGGAGGCCAUCAAGAUCUCCGAGGACCCUGCUCUCGACCUUCCUAACCUUCCUGGAGGAGGAGCACCUGUGCCUGGGGAGGAUGGGGAGGAGGAAGAGUUGGCACACAUGGGCAACUCUAUCAUGUCCUUCUACUCAGCUCUUAUUGACCUGCUGGGACGCUGUGCACCUGAGAUGCAUUUAAUCAAUACAGGCAAGGGUGAAGCUCUGCGUAUCCGUGCCAUCCUGCGUUCUCUAGUGCCUACUAAAGACUUAGUGGGCAUCAUCAGCAUACCACUGAAAGUGCCAAUAAUCAACAAAGAUGGCAGUGUCACAGAGCCAGACAUGAACUCUAGUUUCUGUCCGGAGCACAAAUCACCAAUGGUGCUCUUCCUGGACCGUGUGUAUGGUAUUGAGGACCAAAGCUUCUUGCUAAACCUGUUGGAGGUGGGCUUCCUGCCUGACUUCAGGGUCUCUGCAUCUUUGGACACAGAGGUGCUGAGCACUACAGAGACAGCACUGGCCUUGAACAGGUAUAUUGGUUCAGCUGUGCUGCCUUUGCUGACACGAUGUGCGUCUCUCUUUGCUCAUACUGAGCACUACACUACGCUCAUGGACUCCACACUACAAACCAUUUACAGACUGUCCAAGGGCCGCUCUCUCACCAAGGCUCAGAGAGACUCUAUCGAGGAGUGCCUUCUUGCCAUCUGCAAACACCUGCGGCCUUCUAUGCUGCAACAGCUCCUGCGCCGUCUGGUGUUCGAUGUGCCACAGCUUACAGAAUACUGCAAGAUGCCCAUAAAGCUUUUGUCCAAUCACUAUGAACAGAACUGGAAAUACUACUGCCUGCCUUCGGGCCUGGGCAGUUAUGGGAUGGCAUCAGAAGAGGAGCUCCACCUUACCACCAAACUCUUCUGGGGUCUUUUUGAUGCUCUCUCUCAAAAGAAAUAUGAUGCAGAGCUUUUCAAAAUGGCUAUGAUGUGUCUGAGUGCCAUAGGUGGAGCCAUCCCACCUGAUUAUGUAUACAUCAGCCCAGCCACCACUCUUGUAAAGCAGGUCUCUGUGGAUUCUCAAGGAAACUUUGAUCCCAAGCCUAUCAACACUGCCAACAUCUCACUGCCUGAAAAACUUGAUUACAUUGCCAACAAGUAUGCUGAACAUUGCCAUGAGAAAUGGUCUUCUGAGAAGUUUGCUCUAGGCUGGACUGCAGGUGAAAAAGUAGAUGACCAAGCCAAAACCCACCCUUUACUGAAGCCAUAUAAAGCACUGAGUGAAAAGGAGAGGGAAACCUACCGCUACCCAGUGAAGGAAUCUCUGAAGUGCAUGCUGGCAAUGGGCUGGACCAUCGAAAGGACCAAAGAAGGAGAUGCCAUGUUCCAACAGCGUGAAGCAGAGAAACAGAUUAAGACUUCAGAGCCUUCUCAGGGAGACGGAUUUCAUCCAGCGCCUGUAGAAUUGGAAAAUGUAACUUUAUCUAGAGAACUACAGAGUAUGGUAGAGACUGUAGCAGAGAAUUACCACAAUAUCUGGGCAAAUAAAAAGAAAAUGGAACUAAGCAGCAAAGGAGGAGGGACUCACCCACUGCUGGUACCUUACGACACACUGACAGCAAAGGAGAAGUUCAGAGACAGAGAAAAGUCUCAGGAGCUCUUCAAAUUCCUGCAGCUUAACGGCUAUGCAAUAAGCAGAGGUUUGAAGGAAUUGGAGCAUGAUUCUUCCUCUAUGGAAAAGAGGAUUGCUUACAAGUUCCUGAAGAGGCUGCUGAGUUACGUAGACUCAGCACAGGAAUUUAUAGCCCAUCUAGAGGCUAUGGCCACCAGUGGAAAAACUGACAAAUCACCUCAUGAGCAGGAGAUAAAGUUCUUUGCAAAGGUCCUGCUGCCGUUGCUUGACCAGUACUUUAAGAAUCAUUGCCUUUACUUCCUGUCUUCUCCCAGCAUCAAUCUGAGCAGCAGCGGUUAUGCUUCAAACAAAGAGAAGGAGAUGAUCACCAGUCUCUUCUGUAAGCUGGCAUCUCUCGUUAGACAUAGGAUUUCUCUGUUUGGAAGUGACUCUGCUACGAUGGUGAGCUGUCUGCUUAUCCUUGCACAUUCACUGGACUUUAGGACAGUGAUGAAGUCUGGUUCCGAAUUGGUGAAGGCUGGAGUUAGGACGUUCUUUGAGAAUGCUGCAGAAGACUUGGAGAAGACUAUGGAGAACCUAAAGCUGGGCAAGAUGGGCCAGUCUCGCACCCAAAUGAAGGGAGUGGCUCAGAUCAUCAACUACACUUCAGUGGCACUGCUGCCUAUUCUUACUGCUCUAUUUCAGCACAUCACUGAGCACCAGUUUGGGGCAGACUUGCUGUUGGAUGAUGUUCAACUUUCCUGCUAUCGAAUUCUGACCAGCCUAUACUCCCUGGGAACUGGCAAAAACAUCUAUGUUGAAAAGCAGCUUCCAGUGCUGGGAGAAUGCUUGGCUACUCUGGUGGGAGCUAUGCCUGUAGCUUUCCUAGAGCCUCAUCUGAACAUGCACAACCCACGCUCUGUCUUCAAUACAAAGACACCACGGGAGAGAGCAAUUCUGAGCAUGCCUGACACUGUGGAGGAGAUGUGUCCUGAGAUGCCACGUGUGGACGGCCUGUUGAAAGAUAUCCACGACAUCUCGGAGUCUGGGGCUCGCUACACAGAGAUGCCACAUGUCAUCGAGGUCAUCUUGCCCAUGCUGUGUAACUAUCUUUCUUACUGGUGGGAAAAGGGUCCUGAGAACUCUCCGAAUCAUGAGAGCUGCUGUACCACUGUCACCUCUGAGCACCUCAGCCUCAUCCUGGGUGACAUCCUCAAGAUCCUCAACAACAACCUGGGUAUAGAUGAAGCGUCCUGGAUGAAGAGGCUUGCAGUGUACACACAGCCAAUCAUUAGCAAAGCAGGAGCAGACCUAUUACGUACUCACUUCCUGCCCACCCUGGAGAAGCUGAAGAAGAAGACAGUGAAGAUUGUGGCUGAGGAGGAGAUGAUAAGGGCUGAAAGCAAAGCUGACACUCAGGAGGCCGAGCUGCAGAUCCUGGAUGAGUUUGCUGUCCUCUGCAGAGACCUGUACGCUUUUUACCCCAUGCUCAUCCGCUACGUGGACAACAACAGGUCUAAAUGGCUAAAGAAACCAAGUACAGAUUCAACAGAACUCUUCAACAUGGUGGCAGAGAUUUUCAUACUCUGGUGUAAAUCUCAUAAUUUCAAAAGGGAAGAGCAAAACUUUGUGGUGCAAAAUGAAAUCAACAACCUUGCCUUCCUCACUGGAGACAACAAGACCAAGAUGUCAAAGUCAGGAGGUCAGGACCAGGAGAGGAAAGGGAAGAAGAGAAGAGGAGAAUUGUAUUCUAUUCAGACAUCCUUAAUUGUGGCAGCUCACAAGAAACUGCUGCCAAUCGGCCUCAACAUGUGCACGGCUGGAGACCAGGAGCUCAUCUCUCUGGCCAAGAUCCGCUACAGUCUGAAAGACACAGAUGACGAGGUGAAGGAUCAUCUUAGACAGAACCUACAUCUUCAACAGAAGACAGAGGAUCCGGCAGUGCAGUGGCAGCUAAACCUCUAUAAGGAUGUGGAGGUGAAGGGCGAGGAGCCUAUAAAUACUGACCACAUUAUCGCAAAGAUCCAAGGCAUCUCAGCCGCCGUCUUCCAUCUUGAGCAGGUGGAGCAGCCUCUCAGGUGUAAAAAAUUGGUAUGGCAGAAGCAUCUGUCCAAACAGCGCAAGCGUGCUGUGGUUGCCUGUUUCCGCAUGGCCCCUUUGUACAACCUCCCUAGAUUCAAAAAUAAUAAUUACUUCCUGAAUGGCUAUGGGUACGUUUGGCUGGAAAAGUUGUACCAAACCUCCAGCUUUGACGGUCUGUUCUCCAUGCUAACGAAAACCCCCAUGGCUGUCGAAAAAGAAGAGGAGGAAGCAGAGGCUGAGGUCCAGCCAGAUCCUCUUAACCAGCUCAUCCUCCACUUCAGUCAUAAUGCCCUGACUGAGAGAAGUGUCCAAGAAGUAGAUCCCUUGUAUAUUGCAUAUGCAGAUAUGAUGGCAAAGAGCUGUGCUGAGGAUGAAGAAGCAGAGGAGGAAGAAGAAAAAGAAAAGACAUUUGAGGAGAAGGAGAUGGAGAAGCAGAAAAUUUUGUAUCAGCAGGCCAGGCUGCAUGCUCGAGGUGCGGCUGAGAUGGUACUCCAGAUGAUUAGUGCAAGCAAAGGCCAUCUUGGCCCUAUGGUGAGGUAUACUCUGAAACUGGGUAUCUCUAUUCUCAAUGGAGGCAAUGUAGUUGUUCAGCAGAAAAUGCUGGACUACCUGAAAGAAAAAAGAGAUGCUGGCUUUUUUAAAAGUCUGUCUGGACUGAUGCUGUCCUGCAGUGUGCUGGAUCUGAACGCAUUUGAGAGACAGAAGAAGGCAGAGAGCCUUGGAAUGGUGACUGAAGAAGGUUCAAUCAACGCGAGUGAGCGGGGUUCCAAAGUACUACAAAAUGAUGAAUUUACAAAGGAUUUAUUUCGGUUUUUGCAGCUGUUAUGUGAGGGCCACAAUAAUGAUUUCCAAAACUUCCUGCGAACUCAAAGUGGAAAUACAACCACAGUCAACAUCAUUAUUAGCACAGUGGACUACCUCCUACGUUUGCAGGAAUCCAUAAGUGAUUUCUACUGGUAUUACUCUGGAAAAGAUGUCAUUGAUGAGCAUGGACAGCUAAACUUCUCCAAAGCCAUGGAAGUAGCGAAACAGAUCUUCAAUUCACUCACUGAGUACAUUCAGGGUCCAUGUAUUGGUAACCAGCAGAGUCUGGCACACAGUAGGCUGUGGGAUGCCGUGGUUGGAUUCCUGCAUGUUUUUGCCAACAUGCAAAUGAAACUAUCACAGGACUCUAGCCAGAUUGAGCUGUUAAAGGAAUUAAUGGAUUUGCAGAAGGAUAUGGUGGUCAUGAUGUUAUCUCUUUUGGAGGGUAACGUGGUGAAUGGCACAAUUGGGAAGCAGAUGGUCGACACAUUAGUGGAGUCCUCAAGUAACGUUGAAAUGAUCCUCAAAUUCUUUGAUAUGUUUCUCAAGCUAAACAAUCUUACUACCUCUGAUAACUUUAAAGAGUACGACCCUGAAGGGAAAGGAAUUAUUUCUAAAAAGGAGUUCCAGAAGUCAAUGGAGAGUCAAAAGCAGUACACACAAUCUGAGAUUGAUUAUCUUCUCUCUUGUGCUGAGGCUGAUGAAAACGACAUGUUUAACUACAUGGAAUUUGUGGAACGCUUCCACGAGCCGGCAAAGGAUAUUGGCUUCAAUGUGGCUGUGCUGCUCACCAAUCUGUCCGAGCAUAUGCCCCACGAUUCACGCCUCAGCACCUUCCUGGACCUGGCAGAGAGUGUACUGAGUUAUUUCGAGCCCUAUUUGGGCCGUAUCGAGAUCAUGGGCGGUGCCAAGCGGAUCGAGCGUAUCUACUUUGAAAUCAGUGAAUCUAGCAGAGAGCAGUGGGAGAAGCCUCAGGUGAAGGAGUCCAAGAGGCAGUUCAUCUUUGACAUGGUCAAUGAGGGCAGUGAAAGUGAGAAGAUGGAGCUGUUUGUAAACUUCUGUGAAGACACAAUUUUUGAGAUGCAGCUGGCUUCCCAGAUAUCCGAGUCAGGUGCUGUAGAACGCCCUGAAGAGGAGGAAGAACAGCAUAGUAUGUUGGAGGAUCUGUCAGAAGAGGAAGAUCAGUCCCUUGAGUCUGCUUCAGCCUUCACUGUUGCCUGUGCUUCUGUGAAGAAAAAAGUAUCCAACUUCCGUCAAAUGCUGACCAUCAAGAACAUGCGUAAACAGUUCAAGAAGUUUAAAAAGCUGACUAUUAAGGAAAUGAUUACAGGGUUCUUUUCAUUCUUUUGGAUGCUUUUCACAGGGUUCUUUAAAGGCAUUUUUAGCCUGAUCUUUGGAUUCUUUCAUAUAAUCUGGUCCUCAAUGUUUGGAGGAGGCCUUGUUGAAGGAGCUAAAAACAUGAAGGUAACAGACAUCUUAGGCAACAUGCCAGAUCCUACUCAGUUUGGAAUCCAUGGCGAUAUUAUGGAGUUAGAGAAAGCAGAGAAUGGUGAAAUAGUGGUAUCUACAGAAAUGGUACAGAUGGCUGGCACAGUGGACAAACUGGAACCUGAUGCCAUCAUAGAUCUCAUUAGUCCACCAACUAAACGAGAGGGAAAGCAUGGACAUGAGCCUGGACUUGGGGAUGUCUCAGAGAUUACCACAGAAGCCAGUCCUCGCGUUGAAAAGAAAAAGUGCCAGAAAGCUGUACCAGAGGAGCCUGAACCUGAGAAAGCUGACACAGAGACUCAUGAAAAAGAAGAUAAAGCCAAAGAGGAAAAGCCUGAAGAGCCAGUAGCGGAGGAGAUGCUAGCGCCAAGAAAACACCAUGGCCCACCCAAGGAGGAACCUCCUGAAUUAAUGGCCACCUUCUUUGCUGGCCUUGAAGUGUAUAAGACCAAGAUGCUAAACUACUUGGCUCGUAAUUUUUACAACCUUCGGAUGUUGGCGCUUUUUGUGGCAUUUGCAAUUAACUUCAUCCUGCUCUUCUACAAGGUGACUGCUGAAACAGAGGAUGAGGAUGAGGAGGAGUCAUGGGGUGGCAGUGAUGAUGAUGAUGAAGAAGACAGUGAUAUGGAAUUCUAUGUACUCCAGGAGGGCACUGGCUAUAUGGCUCCCACUCUGACUUUCUUGGCUAUACUGCAUACAGUUAUUUCUCUCCUUUGUGUGGUGGGAUAUUACUGCCUCAAGGUCCCUUUGGUGGUGUUUAAGCGAGAGAAGGAGAUUGCAAGGAAGCUCGAGUUUGAUGGAUUGUACAUCACCGAACAGCCAUCUGAUGAUGAUAUCAAGGGACAAUGGGAUCGUUUGGUUAUUGCCACUCCGUCUUUCCCCAAUAAUUACUGGGACAAAUUUGUCAAGAGGAAGGUCAUCAACAAAUACGGAGAUUUGUAUGGAGCUGAGCGUAUUGCUGAACUCCUCGGACUGGAUAAGAGUGCACUCGACUUUGAUCCUACAGAGGAAGCUGUGGUGAAAGAGGCUUCUCUGUUAUCCUGGUUGAGCUCUAUAGACACGAAGUACCACAUUUGGAAAAUGGGAGUUGUCCUAACUGACAAUUCUUACCUCUACCUGAUCUGGUACACCACCAUGUCUGUUCUGGGCCAUUACAACAACUUCUUCUUUGCUGCUCAUUUGCUGGAUAUUGCCAUGGGCUUCAAGACUUUGAGAACAAUCCUGUCUUCUGUAACUCACAACGGCAAACAGUUGGUGUUGACUGUGGGCCUGCUUGCAGUUGUGGUUUAUCUGUACACUGUUGUGGCGUUCAACUUCUUCCGCAAGUUCUACAACAAGAGCGAGGAUGAGGAUGAACCUGACAUGAAAUGUGAUGAUAUGAUGACUUGCUACCUAUUCCACAUGUACGUUGGUGUGAGAGCUGGUGGAGGCAUUGGUGAUGAGAUUGAAGACCCAGCUGGUGACCCUUAUGAGCUUUACCGCAUCCUCUUUGACAUUACCUUCUUCUUCUUUGUCAUUGUCAUCCUGUUGGCCAUCAUUCAGGGUUUGAUCAUCGAUGCAUUUGGCGAGUUGAGAGAUCAGCAGGAACAAGUGAAGGAGGACAUGGAGACAAAGUGUUUUAUAUGUGGGAUUGGAAAUGACUACUUUGACACUACACCACAUGGCUUUGAGACUCAUACUUUACAAGAGCACAACCUGGCCAAUUAUCUAUUCUUCUUGAUGUAUCUCAUUAAUAAAGAUGAAACUGAACAUACUGGUCAGGAGUCCUAUGUAUGGAAGAUGUAUCAGGAGAGGUGCUGGGACUUCUUCCCUGCUGGAGACUGUUUCCGCAAACAAUACGAGGACCAGUUGGGCUAGAGGGACUGUCAAUGCCCUUUACCCAUAUGCUAAUGAGAUUCGAACUCCAACCUGACGAAGAACUCAAAACUAGUAUAAAACAUGCUGCUGAUGAUACGUUUUGUUUAAAAGCAUGACUAUGGGAAACGAUCUACAAUCACUUAUUUAUGACAAAGACAUUGAGCCACAAAUGUGAAAUGUAAAAAAAAACAACACACAGACAAAAACAAACAUGGUGCCAA
Tachysurus vachellii is the source of this 14878-nucleotide messenger RNA. RefSeq names its product ryanodine receptor 3 (gene ryr3). Gene Ontology annotation, molecular function: calcium ion binding; ryanodine-sensitive calcium-release channel activity; protein binding. The transcript has 103 exons. The record is from RefSeq and is a predicted model, not a curated record. Gene Ontology annotation, biological process: calcium ion transmembrane transport; intracellular calcium ion homeostasis. Bases 72 to 14657 code for a protein of 4861 amino acids. Gene Ontology annotation, cellular component: calcium channel complex; smooth endoplasmic reticulum; sarcolemma. Lineage: Eukaryota; Metazoa; Chordata; Actinopteri; Siluriformes; Bagridae.